Molecule: messenger RNA, 1077 nt
Organism: Ustilago hordei
Lineage: Eukaryota; Fungi; Basidiomycota; Ustilaginomycetes; Ustilaginales; Ustilaginaceae
Product: putative FBA1 - fructose-bisphosphate aldolase
Exons: 2
Coding region: 1-1077 (358 amino acids)
Biological process (GO): glycolytic process; gluconeogenesis
Cellular component (GO): cytosol
Molecular function (GO): zinc ion binding; fructose-bisphosphate aldolase activity
Source: RefSeq, a predicted model, not a curated record
AUGGGUGUUCUUGACAUUGUUCCCGUCGGUGUCGUCUCCGGAAGGGACGUUUACAAGGUCUUCGACUAUGCUCGUGAGAACAAGUUUGCCAUUCCCGCUUUCAAUGUUACCUCCUCCUCGGUCGCCAUCUCGGCUCUCGAGGCUGCCCGUGACGCCAAGUCUCCCUUGAUCCUCCAGGUUUCGCAGGGUGGUGCCGCCAACUUUGCCGGCAAGGGUCUUUCCAACUCGAACCAGGAGGCUUCCAUCAUUGGUGCCAAGGCUGCCGCUCUUUUCAUCCGUGCCGUUGCCCCCUCGUACGGUGUUCCCGUCAUCAUGCACUCGGACCACUGUGCCAAGAAGCUUCUCCCCUGGUUUGACGGCAUGCUCGCCGCUGACGAGGAGUACUACAAGGAGCACAACGAGCCUCUCUUCUCCUCUCACAUGCUUGACUUGUCCGAGGAGCCUAAGGAGGAGAACAUCGAGACGUGCAAGAAGUACCUCAAGCGCAUGGCUCCUCUCGGUAUCUGGCUCGAGAUGGAGAUCGGUAUCACGGGUGGUGAGGAGGAUGGUGUCAACAACGAAGGUGUCGACAAUGCUGCUCUUUACACUCAGCCCGAAGACAUUUGGGACAUUUACCGCGAAUUCUCGGAGAUCACUCCCAACUUUUCGAUCGCCGCUGGUUUCGGUAAUGUUCACGGUGUUUACAAGCCCGGAAACGUUUCGCUUCAGCCCGAAUUGCUCGGUAAGCACCAGGAACACGUUCGUGCUCAGAUCAAGAGCGACAAGCAAAACCCGGUCUUCUUUGUCUUCCACGGUGGAUCCGGUUCCGAGAAGCACGAAAUCUCGACUGCUGUUAAGCACGGUGUGGUUAAGAUGAACGUCGACACCGACACCCAGUGGGCUUACCUGCUUGGUAUCCGUGAUUACAUCCUUAACAAGAAGGAUUACCUCAUGAGCCAGGUCGGUAACCCUGACGGUGCUGAUAAGCCCAACAAGAAGUUCUUUGACCCCCGUGUUUGGGUUCGUGAGGGUGAAAAGACCAUGGCUACCCGUUGCAAGGAGGCUUAUGCUGAUCUUGGUUCCGAGGGAAAGCUCUAA